CAUGAUGGAUAAUAUUAACGUAAUAAACUACAUUAAUAUCGAUCGAGAUGACAGUGAUGAUGAAAGCAUCGAUACAGACACGGAUUUCUUUCAAAUGGCUAUACAAGUAGAAUUUCCUAGAGCUGGGAAAGUCACACGUGAACGAAUCGAUUACUAUAAAAGAUACAGAGAUAACGAAUUUCUUCAGAAGUUCAGAUUGAGUAAAAGAACUGCGAAAUUCUUGACUGAACUCAUUGAGAAUAAAAUUUCUUCUCCAACUACUAGGAAUGAUGCGGUAACACCCAAGCAAAAAGUAUUGCUUACACUGAGGUACUACGCCACUGGCUCAUUCGUAGACGUUUGUGCUGAAUUUGCCGGAGUUCAUGAAUCAACUGGUGGGAAAAUAAUAAAGGUGGUAUCCGAAGCUAUAGCUGAGCUUAGGCCAGAGUUCAUAUACAUGCCGGAAACUGAUGCAGAUAUGAAGCAGAUUCGACAAGAAUUCUUCAACAUCGCUAAAUUUCCCAGGUGCAUUGGUGCUUUGGAUUGCACCCAUAUAAAAAUUCGUUCACCUGGUGGCAAAGAGCCGGAAAUAUUCAGAAACAGAAAAAACUAUUUCUCUAUCAAUGUUCAGACAAUCAGCGAUGCUAAGCUGCGGAUACAAAACAUAGUUGCCAGGUGGCCUGGAUCCAGUCACGAUUCGCAUAUACUGAAAAGCUCUCGUAUUCGACAACAUUUUGAAAGUGGAAAAUUCAAUGACAAUGUUUUGGUGGGUGACAGUGGUUACGCAAUUCAGAAAUAUAUAAUAACUCCGCUACAGGAUCCAAAGACUAAAGCUGAGAUGUUAUUCAAUGAGGCCCAAAUAGUGACUAGAAAUCCUGUAGAACGAUCUUAUGGGGUGUGGAAGCGGAGAUUUCCCAUACUGAGCAUCGGUAUCAACCUUCGGUUGUCAACAGCGCUCGCCAUCAUUGUGGCUACAGCUGUUUUGCACAAUAUAGCUCUAAAGUUCGGCGACGCUGUCCCUCAUCCUACUCGAGAACUUGAAGAGCUCAUAAACAUUCAAGAAGUGGAAAACAUUCCUUUAUCAACUGAAGGAAACACAUAG
Messenger RNA from Planococcus citri (citrus mealybug), 1081 nucleotides. RefSeq names its product putative nuclease HARBI1. The record is from RefSeq and is a predicted model, not a curated record. The coding region runs from base 2 to 1081 and encodes 359 amino acids. NCBI's taxonomy places the organism in Eukaryota, Metazoa, Arthropoda, Insecta, Hemiptera, Pseudococcidae. The transcript has 2 exons.